Messenger RNA from Oreochromis niloticus (Nile tilapia), 3422 nucleotides. RefSeq names its product hydroxyacyl-CoA dehydrogenase trifunctional multienzyme complex subunit alpha a (gene hadhaa). The record is from RefSeq and is a predicted model, not a curated record. Gene Ontology annotation, cellular component: mitochondrial fatty acid beta-oxidation multienzyme complex; mitochondrion. Gene Ontology annotation, molecular function: NAD+ binding; enoyl-CoA hydratase activity; long-chain (3S)-3-hydroxyacyl-CoA dehydrogenase (NAD+) activity. The transcript has 21 exons. Gene Ontology annotation, biological process: fatty acid beta-oxidation. Bases 20 to 2365 code for a protein of 781 amino acids. NCBI's taxonomy places the organism in Eukaryota, Metazoa, Chordata, Actinopteri, Cichliformes, Cichlidae.
UUUUGUUGAUUGCACUUGUAUGUAUGUUGCUGUUGACGCUUUAUUAAAGCUUCAGGUGGAAAUGGCAGUCACUCGUGCAGCAGGUGUUUUCUCCAAGUUUGCAACAGGCAAAUACCCAUUAUUGUCAGGUCAUGCCAGACGGGUCCUCUCUGUAUCAUCACAUUUGGCAGCUUAUAAACACAUCAGCUUCGAGUACAAGGAAGAUGUGGCUGUUAUACGAUUCAGUGAUCAGACAUCGAAGGUGAACAAACAGUCUCUGCAGUUGCAUGAGUUGGCUGACGUGUUGGGAGACAUCUGGCUUUAUAGAUCUUCAAAAAGUGUCGUCCUCAUUUCAGGCAAACCCGGCUGUUUCCUUGCUGGAGCAGAUAGCAAUAUGCUCCAGUCCUGUACAACAAGUGAGGAGGUCACCAGUCUCUGUGAGGAAGCUCAGAAGUUGUUUAGGAGAAUCGAGCAGUCUCGUGUCCCCAUUGUCGCCGCUAUCCAUGGCUCAUGCCUGAGUCGAGGCCUUGAGCUUGCAACAGCCUGCCACUACAGAAUUGCCACGAAGAGUAAAGAAACAGUCCUGGGGACUCCGGAGGUCAUGCUGGGACUGCUGCCUGGAGCAGGUGGCACUCAGAGACUACCUAAAAUGGUGGGUCUCCUGGGAGCUUUUGACAUGCUGCUGUCAGGCAAGAACAUCACAGCAGACGAAGCCAAGAAGAUGGGUCUAGUGGACCAGCUUGUGGACCCUCUGGGUCCUGGUCUGAAGUCUCCAGAGGAACGAACGAUGGAAUACCUUGAGGAAGUUGCAGUGGGUGUUGCCAAUGACUUGGCCAACAAAAAGAUUCCCCUUACUAGGGAAAAAAGCUUUAGACUGAAGCUGUGGGACGCAGUCAUGGGCCUGGGUCCAGUGAGGAAGAUGAUGUACAGCACUAUCACUAAAAGAGUCCAGAAACAAACUAAAAACCUCUACCCUGCUCCUUUCCAGAUUAUUGAGUGUGUUAAAACUGGCAUAGAGCAGGGCAGUGACGCAGGUUAUCUGGCAGAAGCGCAGAGCUUUGGUAAGCUGGUGAUGACUUCUGAAUCCAAAGCUCUGAUUGGACUUCACAAUGGCUGUUUGUUGUGUAAGAAGAACCGAUUUGGUCCCCCAGAAAAGGAAGUAAAAAAGCUGGCCAUCCUGGGUGCAGGGCUAAUGGGAGCAGGUAUAGCACAGGUAUCAGUAGAUAAAGGCUUCACCACCAUCCUAAAGGACACCACAGAGGAUGCCAUCAGCAAAGGAUAUGAAAAGGUUUAUAAAAGUUUCGACACCAAGGUGAAGAAGAAAGCCAUGAUAUCAUUUGAGCGUGACGCCAUUAUGUCUAAUCUGUCGAUUCAGACGGAUUACUCUGGUUUUGAGUCUGCUGACAUGGUGAUAGAGGCUGUGUUUGAAGACCUCAACGUUAAACAUAAAGUCCUCAAGGAGGUGGAGGCAGUUACACCACCACACUGCAUAUUUGCGACCAACACCUCAGCUCUGCCCAUCAGAGACAUCGCUGCUGCCAGCAAACGCCCUGAAAAAGUGAUUGGCAUACACUAUUUCUCCCCAGUGGACAAGAUGCAACUGGUGGAGAUUAUCACCACAGAUAAAACAUCUAAGGACACGCUGGCUGCAGCUGUCAGCGUGGCCCUGAAACAGGGAAAGAUUGUCGUCACUGUCAAGGAUGGUCCGGGCUUUUACACCAUGCGCUGCAUGGGUUCCUUGUUUAUGGAGUCUCUGAGACUUCUUCAGGAAGGUGUGACGGCAACAAAGAGCGAUUUCCUGGCAACAAGCUUUGGUUUUAAUGUCGGACCUUUCGCAGUCACUGAUGAAGUCGGUGUUGACAUAGGAUUACAUAUUUCAGAGAUGCUGUGCAAAGCGUUCGGUUCCCGUUAUGAGGGAGGAAGCCUGGAGAUUGUCAAGACCAUGGUGGAAAAAGGCCUCAAAGGUUGUAAAUCUGGAAAAGGAUUCUUUCUCUAUGGAAAGACGAAGAGUGUGAAUCCUGAAGUAGAAGAAAUUCUCAAGAACCAUCAAGUGACUGCUCCCUCUGCAAUUUCUUCAGAAUACGACAUGCAGUACCGGCUGCUGUCUCGCUGCAUAAACGAGUCGUUAAUGUGUCUCCAGGAGGGAAUAAUAGCAAGCCCUCUAGAAGGAGACAUUGGAGCAGUGUUUGGAUAUGGGUUUCCUCCCAUGCACGGUGGUCCGUUCAGAUUUGUUGACACAUUUGGUGCAGAUCGCCUUGUGAGCCUCAUGAAACGUUUUGAGGAUGUUUAUGGAAACCAGUUUACACCCUGCCAGCUUCUACUAGACCACGCCAAAGACCCCAGCAAAAAGUUUUACGAAUCAUCCCCCUCCCUGCUUCAAUACUAAAAGCAACUUUGGACUAGUAGUCCCCCUUUGGUGUGUCUGAACUGUUAGGGCAGCAAAUAUGCCAGUUUGUCUGUUCUAAGUUCAAAUAAGUGAACGUUAAGGGAUUGCACUGAUAUGUCUUCUAAUAUCAAACUAAAGUAAUCAACCUAAAAUAAUCCAAGGAAAGAGUUCAGAAUAAGGAUGCUAACAGAAUGCUGUUAAAAAAUAAUUGUAUAACUACUCUAUCUGGAUUCUAUCUGGCACCAGUGUUAACUCAAACGCCCAACAACCAAAAAAAGUGAAGGUUGCAUUAAAACAUCAGGUGUCAUUCGGUUUAUUUUUUGAUCUCUCCUUUAUUUCUUCAGUGGCUUUGUAGUUACAAGAUUGCAGAGUAGAUCAGUAUUACAUGAGUGUAGUAGAUCAGAGUGAAACUCCUUUUGAAACUUGACUUCAGCUUUUGCCCUGGCUGAAACCCAUCAAAUCUGGGGAUAAUAGUAAAAAAAUUACAGGUAGCGAUUCACAACAACAUAAAUUGCAUUGUCAGUCAUCUGGAUCAUUUGGAUGAUCUUGCUUUGUGAUUGCCCUCAGUGUAGCCAGUUAUAUUACAAUGCUGUCAUAAGGAUACACCCCUAAAAUAGAACACACAGGUAAGAGCAGAGAUCUAGUUUGGGGCCGGGGGGCAUCUGCCCCUCUCUCAGCAGAUUUGUACAUUAGCAGAUUUGUUCAAUGGCUCACAAAUAUCUAAUCAACCACAUGACAGCAACUUGGUGUAUUUAUGCAUGUAAACAUGGCAAAGAUGACCUCCUGAACUUCAAAUUGAGCAUCAGAAUGUGGAGGGAAGGUGAUUAAAGUGACUCUAAAUGUGGCAUGACUUUUAGUGCCAGAUGGGCUGGUUUGGGUAUUUCAGAAACUGCUGAUCUAUCGGGAUUUUUGCCACACAACCGUCUCUAGGAUUUACAGAGUAGUAUUUUUAAAAAAAGGGGAAAAUACCUACUAAGCAGCAGUUGCCUUGUUUGGUGCCAGAGGUCCAAGAACAACCAGAAUGCUGACAGGAAACCAACAGUAACUCACGUAACAA